Molecule: messenger RNA, 1392 nt
Organism: Acanthocheilonema viteae
Lineage: Eukaryota; Metazoa; Nematoda; Chromadorea; Rhabditida; Onchocercidae
Source: the annotation of a GenBank genome assembly
AUGAGAGAUAAUCGUGUGAUGUCCUGUGAUCCGUUCAACUUGAUGGAGAGUACUUGUCCGAAUGGAUACUUUUGCCAGUGGUCAUUGCCAAAACAACGUUAUCAGUGCUGUGGUGAGAUACCGUCGCUUGCUUAUAAAAGUACUAAAAUGGCUUCGUUUGGCUGUCCUCAUAAUCAGGUGGCAUAUAGAGAUGAAGCAACAAAUGAGCCAAAAGUAUGUGCGGUUGUGGCACAGAAUUGCCCAAUCGGAUAUUUUUGUCAGUUUUCCAAUUCCAAUAAUCAGUUCCAAUGCUGCGGGAUCAGCAAUGGUUGCCCAAAUGAGCGGGUGGCAUUCAUUAGAGUAAAUGGUGAAGUACAGAACUGUACGCCUGGUCAAACUGUUUGUCCAAAUGGAUAUUCAUGCCAAGAAACUUCAAAUGGAACUCAUUUGUGCUGUACAAGUGGAUCAAACGAAAAAUUAUCAUUAGUUGUUGCAGCAAUUUGUACCAUCGACCAAGUAUUGAUCGGUAGUUCGUGCGUGGAUAAAGUUGAAAUCGGAAAGCCAUGUAGGAAUUCGAAGCAGUGUCUGGGUAGAUCCAGUUGCAUUGAUGCCUGUCCAGAAGGCGAAAUACUAAUAGCAGAUGAAUGUCUAGAACAAGCUAAACCGGGCGAUCUUUGCGUCGACGACAAACAGUGUUUAGGUAGUUCAAUAUGUAAAGAAGGCGUUUGUGAAUGCCUCAUUGGGCGUGUCUUGUACCGUGGCAAAUGUGUGAAAGAAUCAAAAGUUGCUAUAAAAUGUUCGAUUUCGAGCCAAGUACCAUAUCUUGAAAAGGGAUCGGGCAAGGUGCGAUAUUGUUCUGCCUCAAAGAAUACUUGUCCAAAAGGAUACAGUUGUCAGUACAGUCGCGAUGCUGAACGAAAUAUCUGUUGUGGUUAUUCAAAUACCAGUGUUGUUGCUAGAAGCAGCAAUGGUAAAACAACAAAUGCUCGCAAGCAGCCAAAGGUUGCUAUCAAGACUUGCGACAACGGUACUCCGUAUAUCUUGAAAGGGAUACCGCAAGCUUGUACCUCAGCACCUUGUCCGAUUGGUUUCGACUGUACUUUCUCCAAGAAAGCCCAAAAUUACUUCUGUUGCAACAUGAAAGCCAGAGAUGGUGUGCGUGAUGAUGGCUGCCCUUCCGGAACAGCACUUCUUUUUCCAGCAACUGGAACACCGUUGCAAUGCAAUAAUGGAAAGAAAAGAUUCUACGAAACCUCGAAUGCGGUACCUUGUUUAGGAAAUCAAGUUAAGGUAAGGCAGUACGUGAACGGCCAAUAUUUCAACCGUUGUGAAGACCGUUGCCCAGCUUUUCAAAUUGCAGUUAAUGGUUUCUGUAUGAAUCAAAUCGAAUUCCCCACAAGUGUUGUAGGGUGA